AAAAAAAUGAAGAAUAAAUGAAUGAAGGUGACGAUACACGUUCUUAAUUCAAACACGGCGUUACAGUUAGGUGUGUGUGUUGAUGGGAAAACCCUGUGGGAACUUUUCAACAUUCUGGUUUUGUAGGACAUGCUAAUGCUAUUGCUACCUCGCAAACUUCUCCUCAUACCCCCAACCAUGCUCCUUCCAUUUUCGCGUUAGUUGUGUUGUGUUGCAUAUCACGUGACAUAUCAUCCUUAGGGAGAACCUGCAGAAAAUUGUAAACAGAAAUCACCUCAGGGUUUUGUGAAGAAAAAAAAUAAAACAGUAUUUUUUAUUUUAAUUGAGAAAGACGAGAGAGAUGUUGAAGAGUCCCAGAAAGUUAGUUACGCCCUUUACUAAAUGGGUUUCUGAUAGUAGUAAUUGGCGUCUAACUGGGUUGAUAAUCCCUCUGGUUUUGUUCCUCAUUUUUUUCUCAAUCCAUUCAUCCACCUUGAACGGUUUCGCAGCCUUUUACCCAGUUCAGCAGUUAAUUUCGAACCUCCCUUUUCAGAAGGCCAAAAACGACGACGCUUGGAAGAAUGAGGUGUUGCGGUCGCGAAUUGCGGUGUGUUUGGUGGGUGGUGCUAGGAGGUUCGAACUCACCGGACCCUCCAUAAUAGACAUGAUACUCAAACAAUACCCAAAUUCGGAUCUUUUUCUGCAUAGCCCAUUAGACUCAGAUUCCUUCAAGUUCUCGCUCUUGAAGUCUGCCCCAAGGGUCGCCGCCGUUAAAAUCUUCUACCCCAAACCGUUGCCGGAGAACGAGUCGUAUGUCCGAGUCCUCACCGCACAUAACUCGCCCAACGGAAUCCAGGGACUUCUUCAGUACUUCAACCUAGUGGAGGGAUGCUUAACGAUGAUAAAAUCACACCAAGAGAAGAACAAGUUCACGUACGAUUGGAUAAUCCGAACACGCGUAGACGGUUACUGGAACGCGCCGUUAGGCCCAGACAACUUCGUCCCAGGAAAGUACCUGGUCCCACCGGGCUCCUCGUACGGAGGACUUAACGACCGUCUAGGAAUCGGCGACCUCAGAAUCUCGACGGUGGCACUCUCGCGUCUCUCUCUCGUUCCGCACCUGGACUCCGCAGGCUACACUAACCUCAACUCCGAGGCAGCCUUCAAGGCCCAACUCACAAUCCUAAACGUCACCCACGUCAUGAAACGACUCCCCUUCUGCGUGGUUUCGGAGCGGAGGUACGACUUUCCGCCGUCGCGGUUCGGCGUGCCGGUGGCGGCGGUGUCGAGCCCGGGACCGCUGAGCGGGGCGAAGUGCAGGCCGUGCAAGGCGGCGUGCUCGGGGCUGUGCGUGGAGAACGUGAUGGAGAACAUGGAGAGGGAGUGGAGUUGGACGGAUUGGGAGAAGGGUGCGCUUGAGCUUUGCGACGCUCACGGUGGGUGGGAGAAGGGUUGGGAGAAGAUUUUUGACCGCGUGGCUGGGAACAAGUAUGCCGCUGCUAGGAAGCGAAUUGAGUCUAUGAAAAUGGGGGCUUGCCUUAGGGAUUUGGUUCAGCUCAAGAAACGGAGCGCCCAUUGGAGUGCGCCUCCCCUCGACCACAUUUGUACAUUGGCUAUGACUAGCCCUUGACUGCCUUUUCUUUCUCUCUAUCUUCUAUCUUCUAUCUUCUAUCUUCUGUACCUAGUCUCCCCAACAUACAGUACAGUCAUCACACUGUUUUCUUAGGCAAAAUAUCAAUUCUUUUUUUACAUUUA
Messenger RNA from Cajanus cajan (pigeon pea), 1734 nucleotides. RefSeq lists its product as uncharacterized. The record is from RefSeq and is a predicted model, not a curated record. NCBI's taxonomy places the organism in Eukaryota, Viridiplantae, Streptophyta, Magnoliopsida, Fabales, Fabaceae.